AUGGACACUGCUGCUAUCCCGCCAGACAAGCAACCCCCGCCCACCGCCGACACACGACCUUCGCAACCCGCCGACGACCCAUCGCACCCGGAUCCUCCGACUGACGCACUCCCACGCUCACUCGACUCGCACCGCAGGCCACCCAGCUCAGCGGGCUCACUCGCAGCCGCCCCGGCCAUGUCUGCCAGCGAGUCGGUCGACGGGCACGAAGCGGGUCUCGAGGACCGAGGCGAGCGGGAGGAUGAGGGGUCGAGGAGUGCCGAGGAAGGCGACACGGGCCGAGGGAGCGGGAGCGGGAGUGGGAGCGGGACGUCACCCGGCGUGAAAGAGGACAGCGGGGGUGCAGGGAACGAGACAGACGUCGAGGACGAGGACGGCGCAGGCGAAGACGACUCGCUCUCUCCUCCUCCGCCCCUCGCUCCAGCUGGACGCGGCGGCGGUGCGACGAUGUACCCUUUCCCCUCGACGAGCACCCACCACCGCCGGCCAUCGAGCCUCGAGGGGGAAGUCAUGUCCUCCGCAACGUCGAGUUCGUCCCUCGAUUCCUCCGAACGACGCCUCAUCGGCGAACCCCUGCACAAAGGCGCUCGGCUGCGCAGCCACGUCCCGCGUCUCAGGCGCAUCGGCGCGCUCGGUAUCUCUGUCCACUCAGACUCGGACCCUGACGACCCAAACAUCUCGGGACUCGACUCGUUCGACCGCUGGGUUGAACCGACGGCGGAUUCGUCGACGGGCGAUACGCGAGCGACUGACCUGGGUAUCAGCAGUAACGAGUUGAGGACGAGCGGGGGAGGGGCGAGUCCGUCCAAGAAGGCGAGGAAGCGCAGGAUCGUUGCGGACGCUACGUUCCGAGGGAUCGUGGACGAGCUGGCCGUGCAGAACCGCGAGCUGCGCGACCGCCUGAAGCGGUACGAGGCAGAAGGCGUCCCGACCGACGUCAAGCAGGACCGGCUCUUCGAGAUCCGCUUCUUCGACGCGCUCCCGCCGGAGAAACGCUUCGAGUUGGAGGACUACCUCACGCGCUACGUCCAAGACUACGUCCGCGGCGACACUCCCUCUCUCGCCGACGGGCCCCUCUCCGCCCUCCCCUCGCACCUCCACCCCUCCAACAUCGAAGACCCCACCCUCGCCGGCCCAAGCAACUCAGGCCUCGAGCCCGUCUCACUCAGCGGGACAGGCUCGUCGAUGCGUCUCCCGCCUUCGCACCCUCACCUCCCGACACUCAAACCGACCGCCUCGUCGCAUCCCGCACCGAUCACUUCACCCGGCGAAGAGACGAAAGCGCGCGAGAUCGUCUCGGCGCUCGAAUCGCUCUUCCAGCAAUCCCUCUUGCGGACCCUCCAAACCCGCAAUCCCCACCUGCCUCCUCACCUACCCCGUCCCUCCACAACCUCAGCCUCAGACUCGGGCUCAAACACCUCGUACCUGUCCAACCUCCUCUCACACGACUUUCUCUCCCAGGGCUACGUCUACCUCAACCUGGCAUUCACGAUGGCCCAACUGCACCGUUUCAGCGUCACAGUCGGGUUCGUCCAGCGUGCUGUGAGGCAGUUUUCCGCGCGGUUAGAGCUGAGUCAGGAUGGGAAUCGGAUUCGAUGGCGCGGGAGUGGGAAUGGGAGCGGAAGGGCGGCGGGUACUGGGACGCAGCUGGGCAUGCCGACGCUCAAUGAGGACCAGGUUACGGAGACGUCGUCCCUCAGUUCGAGUAACCAGAGCCGACCGCUCCCUCGCGAAGGCCGCGAACCCUCGAGCAAGGACACGCUCGUCUCUGGCUCGAGCGGAGGAGACUCGACGAGUCGUAGUGGAGGCGCGGGAGGAGGAGGCGGAACCUCGUUGUUGAAGAACUCGCAGGCUGCGUCGAGUGGGACUGGAGCGACGUCGAGGUUCUCGUCGUCCGGGGGCAGUAAGGAGGGCGCGACUACGGGCAGGCCGGUCAGGCCGAGCGCGGCGGUGUUGCAGCCGAUGGACCGGUUCCACGGCGUCGAGGCGGAUGAGGCGGGAGCGGCGAAGGACACAUCCUCCGCCGACGGGCAGAGCGUCCUUUCCGCCACCAACUUGUACGAACACGACCGCCUCGACAGGGAAGAAGCGUCCGCCUCUGCUUCAGCCGGCGCUUCUGCCGGCGCAUCCGACAAAGCCCUACCGUCGUCCGCUCACAAGGCGCACUAUGACUCGUUCGACUCGACUGAUCCACGCCAGGUCAAGGGCGGGACGGGCACGCUCGUCUUUUACGGGAACGGCGUGUUCUGCACGGAUCUGUCGAAGGAGGACGAGCCUGUCACGCCCCCGCUCCUGCCAAAGGUUGCGGUUGAGCUGGAUGAGGCGCUCGGAACGGACGGCGGGAAGAAGGACUCGGACAAGGACGAGGGAGCCGGCGAGGUUUCGGUCGUUGCCGAGACGGAGGACUCGGACGUCGACAUGCUCGCUGUCAACGACGGCCUGAGCCCUCGGACCGAGCCGUCGGCGACGAACUCGGACCGAGACGGCAGCGCCAACUCGUCGCUUCUCCGUCUUCGCGCUUCAGGAAUGACGACCACCAUCCCCGCCGACCUCUUCACCGUCGUCGUCCAGACGCGCCACCACCCCGCAAAGCGCGGCUACCCCUUCCCCUCUCCCGACUCGCCCGAAAACGCCGUCAAUCGCCUCGCUACCUCCUUCCCGUUCUUCCCGCCCGACGCCAAGCGCAUCCGACUUGAUACGUACUCGCCAAGUGAGAUCGUCUCGACGAAGGAGAUUCUGCAUAACCCGAGGUCGAGGGAGCGCGUGCAGCUUGCGGGACUGGGUUUGUUGUCGGACGAUUCGGGCGGUGAGGGCGAAGAGGGCUUUGAUGGCAAAAGAGGCUGGCGGUAUGGUCACGAGCUCACCUCGUCGAACCUCGCCAAGCACGCUCGCGCUCGCCAACCUCCACCGAGUAUCUACAUCGCCCCUCCGGCUCCAUACCUCCCUCCCACUCCCUCACCUCCAGGCGACGACUAUCUCCUCUCGCUCUCCGCUCCCUCGCACAGCUGGGCGCCCCGCGAGUCCGGCUUCCACUCCUCCGCCGCUUCGUCCGGUCGCGGCUUCGUCACGUCCUACCUGCCUGGCGACCACCGUCGGCUCGUCGGACCGCUCUUUGUCGCGCCAGGCAGUGGCAUUACCGGCCUCAGCACAGGCGACGAGAAGCCGAUCAGCCUCGACGAAGCAGUCGAGGUGGGCGACGUUGCUGCCUCCUGA
This is a messenger RNA of Rhodotorula toruloides NP11, 3213 nucleotides long. RefSeq names its product Frequency clock protein. Gene Ontology annotation, biological process: circadian rhythm; regulation of DNA-templated transcription. The record is from RefSeq and is a predicted model, not a curated record. NCBI's taxonomy places the organism in Eukaryota, Fungi, Basidiomycota, Microbotryomycetes, Sporidiobolales, Sporidiobolaceae. Bases 1 to 3213 code for a protein of 1070 amino acids. The transcript is spliced from 5 exons. Gene Ontology annotation, cellular component: nucleus; cytoplasm.